Molecule: messenger RNA, 4544 nt
Organism: Pygoscelis adeliae (Adelie penguin)
Lineage: Eukaryota; Metazoa; Chordata; Aves; Sphenisciformes; Spheniscidae
Gene: TMX3
Product: thioredoxin-related transmembrane protein 3
Exons: 17
Coding region: 1-1782 (593 amino acids)
Biological process (GO): peptidyl-cysteine oxidation
Cellular component (GO): endoplasmic reticulum
Molecular function (GO): protein disulfide isomerase activity
Source: RefSeq, a predicted model, not a curated record
AUGGCCCAGCUGCCUUACGAGGAGGUCAUGGAUCCGCUGGAGCUGUGCAAACAGGUCUCUGCUGUGGGUGGGUGUCAAGAGCUGCUGCGGCAGGAUGACUACAGGGAUGGAAACUGGAGGAAGCUGCUGAAUCAGAGCACUGAUUUUACCGAAUGGUUGAGUCUGGCGGGCCCCAACUCUGGAAACCACUGGGAGAUGACAACGUCCACCCACGCCGCGUCCCGUCACCGCGUCAGGCGGGCGGCUUCGGAGGCGGGAGAAAGGCCGAGGGGAGCAGCGGGCAGCCCUGCGGCGGCCGGGAGGGAGGUGCGGGGAGGGCUGGGGCUGUGGGAUAGCGUUGGAGGCGUGAGGGGAGAAGGGGAAGGGCGCGCUGGCGGUGAGCCUGUCAGCUGGCGUGGGCGAGCACCCCCGGUUUGGUUGGGAGAUCACUCACGGUACUCUUUUCCUUACCUCGCAGUGGUUGCACAUGUGGUGGCAUCAGGUGCGGGUUUUGUGGAGGAUCUAGAUGAGUCGUUUAAAGAAAACCGUAAAGAUGAUAUUUGGCUUGUAGAUUUUUAUGCGCCUUGGUGUGGCCACUGCAAGAAACUGGAGCCUGUGUGGAAUGAAGUGGGUAUAGAAAUGAAAAACAUGGGCUCUCCUGUAAAAGUUGGGAAGAUGGAUGCAACUUCCUUUUCUAGUAUUGCAUCUGAAUUUGGAGUGCGAGGCUAUCCAACAAUUAAGCUCUUAAAAGGUGACUUGGCAUACAACUAUAGAGGACCUAGAACCAAAGAUGAUAUAAUUGAAUUUGCUAAUAGAGUGGCAGGACCUCUUAUCAGGCCACUUCCUAGCCACCAUAUGUUCGAGCAUGUGCAAAAAAGACAUCGUGUACUUUUUGUGUAUGUUGGUGGGGAAUCUCCUUUAAAGGAAAAAUACAUUGAAGUUGCUUCAGAACUAAUAGUUUAUACAUACUUUUUUUCUGCCUCAGAAGAUGUGCUGCCUGAGUAUGUGACAUUGCCUGAAUUGCCUGCUGUUGUGGUCUUCAAAGAUGGAACUUACUUCGUUUAUGAUGAGUAUGAAGAUGGUGAUUUGUCAUCCUGGAUAAAUAGAGAAAGAUUUCAAGGUUAUCUUAACGUAGAUGGCUUUACACUGUAUGAACUUGGAGAUACAGGAAAACUUGUGGCUAUUGCAGUCAUUGAUGAUAAAAACUCUUCAGUGGAACAUACCAGACUAAAAUCUAUUAUUCAGGAAGUUGCUAGAGAUUAUCGGGAUCACUUUCACAGGGAUUUCCAGUUUGGCCAUAUGGAUGGAAAUGAUUACAUUAACAGUUUACUAAUGGAUGACUUGACAAUCCCUACUAUUGUUGUAUUGAAUACCUCCAAUCAGCAGUAUUUUCUACCAGAUAGGCACAUUGAGAACACAGAAGACAUGGUUCAGUUUAUUAACGAUAUUUUGGAUGGUACAGCUGAAGCACAGGGUGGUGAUGGACUUCUGCAACGAAUCAAGAGAAUAAUCUAUGAUGCCAAGUCUACUGUAGUGUCUGUGUUCAAGAGUUCACCACUUCUGGGAUGCUUUCUCUUUGGGUUGCCCCUUGGGGUCAUCAGCAUUAUGUGUUACGGAAUCUGCACAGCUGAUACAGAUGGAGGGGUAGAUGAACAUGAGGCAGCUAAAAAGGAAAACAGUGAUCGAGAGCUCACGGACGAAGGCAGUGAGGAAGAACAAGAGGAGGAAAAGAACGGAAAAUAUACAGAACUUUCAGAUGGAGAGCUUAAACAGAAAGAUGUAAUGGAAAAGAAAAAAGACUAACUUGUUUAGCAAAAGAAUUCUCUAGAAUUUCCAAAUAGACUUAUUUAUUGAAGGUAGUCAUUUAUUGAUGAUCUUCAUGAAAGAGGACCUUUUUGUCUGCAUUAUGGUAGUUUUGACUUGCAUGUAUUCAAAUUUUCUCAGAAAUUGACAGAAAAAAAAAAGGAUGUUCUCUUAAUUCUCUUUACUAGAUUCGCAAAGAGCAAUUUAAACAGAAGAAAUUUGCAGGUACAAUUCUACACCUUUUUUUAAGAGUUUUGAAUUGUUCAUUUCCAGAACAGUGAGAUAAAGAUAAUGUUAUUUGACCUUAGUGUAUGUGAUGAACUACUACUAAUAUAGCCCAGCUAAACUUUACUCUUUCAUAUAAAAUUAAGGUUGAAAACUAAGAAAGAUUAAGAGAUCUGUAGUCUUUCAGAGCCUGAUAGCUAAAGACAACUUAGAGUUUUCCAAGAAGUCACGUGUUCUACCUGUUGCACAUUAUUUUGGAAAAAAAACACCAAACUUUUCUAUUUUCUCAAGUUAAAUGUAAAUUGUUAGGAAUUGGAGGAGUGUUUUACCAUGUAAUAAUAUAAUUAUUGGCAGUCAAGAAUGUUUACUUGCUAUAGGAUGUGGGAGUUAUAUGCUAAAUUAAGUCUUUAUUAGUGUUUUAGCAGCUAAAAAUAUUGGAAAACUACAUUAUAAACCUUUUAGAACAUGAUUGCCUGUUAAAUUGUUUUGUAUGAGUGCUUACACAAACUUAUAGUUCAAAUGAUCUUUAAGUUUUCUGAAUUCACAGUACAACUUGAUAAAGAAAGACAUAAAUAUAAACACCCUCUGACUACUUUGAAUACCUCUCUAAUGACAAGCUUUUUGAAUGGUGUGAAUGUGUUUUAGUGUUUAAUUCAGAUUGUUACGUAUCUUUGAGGUAGUUGGUGUUGAUACUUUUGUUUGAGACUGUUACCUACUCUGAAGGAGGGAAUUAAUAGAGCAUAAUAAUAACAUUCGUAGAGAUUGGUCAAUAUAAUGCAUUUUUGUUACCUGUUUAAUCACAAAAGUCACUUUUAAUACAACCCCGUGACUGUGAAAAGGACUAAUUUGUGUCCAGGGUUAAAAUUUCCAAGGAUAAGCUAUAAAGCAGCCUUUGGCGUUGAUGCCUUGGAAAGUACCACAGAAAAAAAACUUGCAUUCUUCUUCCUCUUAGUAUUCAUGCUGGCUUUUUUUUCUUUUUGUUGGUUUUUUGUUUGUUAGUUGUUUUUUUUCAGGCUAUAUUACUGUAUAACACAGGUUAUAAUGUCCUCCUUAUAAGGCAGCUUGAUCACAUAAGAAAUUACUAUGCUAUAGCACUAAAUUAAGGAAUUUUAAAUAAAAAACAUGGGUAAACUUAAAUAGACAAGUUCUGUGUUUGAGUAAACCUCAUGAUGAUAUAAAUCAUAACCAGGGAAAAUGUAUUGCAUCCUUUUUCCUUGUAGGAAAGAAACUUGUUUGUUCUGUUUAAGUAGCUUGGUAACAGCUGGCUUCGUGUUGCAGUGCAGAGUACAGUAAGUAGAUGCCUGACUUCAAAGAUUUUCGUUAUCAAACAGUAUAAACUAUCUAAGGAGAUUAGGAAUUUUUUUUCAGAAAAAUUCUAUGUCUGAUUUUGAGUCCAACCUUUUUCCUUUUGGGAGGAGAGGAAAAGAGUUCAUAGAAUACCAAGUAGCAGGUGUCUGAUGUUUUUUUUCUUCCCCUUUUGUUUUCCCCUUUUUUCAUUUUUUUGUCAUUAUAGCUAGUUGUACAUAGUGACUUGAGUUUUCUUGCUUUUUGAUUUUAUUUUAAUUUUUUGACAGAAUCUUUGAGGUGUAGUUUUACCAUAUAUUUGAGUGAGAUGCUUAAAAAUGUGUUUAGAAAGGGUUUUGUUUUUUUUUUAACAUGGUGUAGAGCUCUUGAGUUGUUUUAAAAAAAAAAAAAAAUCACUUAAUGACAAGCCUGUACAUUUCUUUGGACUUUUAACACAACUCAGUGCUGAUAGUAAAAGAUGUAGGACUAUUAAGGCAGUAAUAUGUUUUCUUGAUUUGUCUCUUAAGACUUCAAAUACAGAUCAGUUACAUAUUUGAUUUUGGUUCAGGCUGGAAACCUGCAGCUUUUUAUUUAAUAAAAAAAUGAAGUGGUCACUGGAACACUGCUAUUCCUUCUAUGGUGUGUAAUAAAAAACCCCAUAAUUCUGAAUUCUGCUGCACUGCUAAGAACUGUUUCAACUAUGAGCCUUCAUUUUUGUGGAUAUUUUUGUUUGUGUGUAUAAUCAGUAGUAGCCAAAUAUCUUGCUGAGAAAUCUUGAGAUAUGGACCUGAAUGUGAUAAAUACUGUGUAAGAAACAGAUCACACUGGGAUCUGUUUCUUAAAACUGUAACACUUAACUGCUAGAGUUAGGAGGAAAACGCAUGUCUCGGUCACUUCUGAACUGUAAUACCACUCAGAUGUGUACUAAACUGUUGAAAAUUAAACUUGAAAUGUACUGCCAUUUUCAACAAAUCCUCUCCCAGCUAUAUUCAACAAGACACGGGGAGCAGAAAAGCAUACAAGUCAUAUACUGGGUGUCAGAAGUGAUGUUGAAAUUAAGGGUUUUGCUGUGGUCAUGCAAGUAAUCUAGAAUGCUGUCUGAGGGGGGGAUCUGGCAUUUUUUUUUUUUUCUUCAGUCUCUAAAGGUUUCUUAAAGCAACUUCACUGUAAUAACUUUGAAUUCACGAAAUAAUGCUGCUUUUUUAAGUCAAGUGUAAGCCGUCUGUUUUUCUGUAAUAAAAACAUUUAAAAGA